AUGCUGCUUGCCUGUGCUGGGGCAGGCUCAUCCAAGGGCGUCCCAGGAGGUAAAAGCCCAGGCUGUAUUUAUAAAGGCGAGGCAGCGAUCACCAGAGUACUCACGUGCAGAAGUCGCACGAACGCAGUGGUUUUAUUGCAAGCGAUCUCAUCCGAAGACACGCCGGUCAUGAUCGAUGCAUUGGCUUCUCGCCUCUCUGCUCGUGCCUUGCAGCAGGUUCGCUAUUUCUCCGUCGAUAAUCCGUCAGCAAAAAUGUGGCGAUGCGUCCGGCAAAUAUGUCCCAAUUUACAUGUUCUUGCGUUGGACCCUGUCCAUCUUCCAAUGACAUGCGAAUAUGCUUCGAGUCGGCGCAGAACCGCUUGCACCCGAGCGCUGCGAGGCAUCAUGCAGAAGUUCACAGCUCGAAGCUCUAGCUGCGACGCAAGCACAUGGGGGCCGGUCUUCACUGGCGAAAACACACGGGCCUUCACACGUGAAGAAGAACGAGCACGCCUACAGAUCGAAGACAGGAGUAUGUCCCUGAAGACCGCCAACAAAAUCCUGCAUGACUUGAAUCCCGGGGAACCAUUUUGGGAGCGCAUCGAGUGGAUUCGGAGUCUCGCAGCUUUGGCGGCCGUGUAUCGUGCAGAAGUGGAACGCAUUUGUCCUGGCCCAAACAGGAAAAUCUACGAGCUCCUGCACACUGCCGCGGCCGCUCCGCGAACGGAGUGGUACUUCAACAAUCUCCGCAUGCGACAUAUGAUCGCAGAGGCUCGCCUGAGCCUUCUUCCGGUAGGGACCACCUCUAUUGAGGCACUUCAUCAUGAAGGCAACACGCCCAGUAAGGCUGAACUGCGGAUUCAGCCGCAGCUAGCAGGAGAGCGUGCCUUGGUGAAAGCAGCAGCGCACAAGAAACCAGCUGCGGCCAACCAAACGACUCGGAAGCGGCGCAUCACGCCGAAUACCUUGACGCGAGAAGACAAUCUUCGCAGAGCCGGCGUGCGUGGCAGGAAACCUGUCGUCUGA
Messenger RNA from Symbiodinium natans, 1005 nucleotides. NCBI's taxonomy places the organism in Eukaryota, Dinophyceae, Suessiales, Symbiodiniaceae. The record is from the annotation of a GenBank genome assembly.